Messenger RNA from Danaus plexippus (monarch butterfly), 1063 nucleotides. RefSeq names its product transmembrane protein 183 (gene fsd). NCBI's taxonomy places the organism in Eukaryota, Metazoa, Arthropoda, Insecta, Lepidoptera, Nymphalidae. Bases 1 to 1017 code for a protein of 338 amino acids. The record is from RefSeq and is a predicted model, not a curated record. The transcript has 3 exons. Gene Ontology annotation, cellular component: SCF ubiquitin ligase complex. Gene Ontology annotation, biological process: regulation of protein stability.
AUGUCGAAGAAAAAAGAUUUUACCAUAAACGAUAGUGCAAAUGCUCCAAAACCUGUUAGCAGGGUUAAAAAAUCUGUACCUCCAGAUGUAAUUCCUGAAACAACUUGGGAAGAUCUGGGCGAUAAUGAUUUUGAGAUAAUUGAGGAGGUGGAUAGCGAUGGUUUGAAAAAUUUUGUAUAUAAAAAGAAAAAGUAUUAUAAACAUGGUGAGGGAAUCGAUGCAGGUGACGAAGGCAUGGUAUAUCCAGAAAUAGUUUGGUAUCUAAUAUCUCCAUAUAUUAAACCAGAAGAUGUCGGCAGAUUUGCUUGUAUAAAUAAAACAACUUAUGCUAUUACAAAACGGGAAUCCUUUUGGAGGUCGCUGUACAGGAAAUAUUGUCAGGAUAAUAAAAGUCUGCCAGAAAAGCUUAUGAUUGAAAAUAAUAAUAAAGUAUAUGGCUUACGGCAGAGAGUGAUCCGAGGGCUGUAUUACACAUAUGAUGUGUUUGUUCAUAGAACUAUACAACACGCUGCACAGGAUACCAGGCCUUACCAACUCGUGAAUCACAGAUGUGUCAAUGUCUGGUACACCAGAGGCCAGAAGUACUGGUAUGUUUACUUCAAACUCAAAAAAUGCAAUCUUCAGAGGAUAAAUAAUAAAGUGGACUUUUUUGAGGAACUUGGCAGGAUUGACGCAAAUCCAGAAGAAGACUCACAGGUUUUACAGGUGGUGUGUAAGGGCUUCCACGAGGUGCCUCCGCUCAUGGGUAUGACCCUGUCGUCUGUGAGACUGGUGCUGUCUCGAGAGCUGGGACACCACAGGCUGCACCUGGGCUUCAACUCCGGAAGUUACAACAUAUCGAGGAACAUAAUUCCAGAACGUUCCGUCGUUAUCGACACAGUCAUCAGUACCGUGGUCCACGACUGGUGGCAACCCAAAUAUCCACAUUUUGAGAACAGUCUGCCCUCGAACAGACGGGAUGAAGAAUCGUUGCCCGUGUUGAAAAAAGACUUCUUCGAUGUUUGCAAUGACUUGUGAUACGGUUUAUGUUAAACAUGAGAAAUAUAAACGUUAUUGUUAUCAA